UUUUAGAUAUCCAAGUCGAGUGAAGCAGCUAAUCCUAGCUGAUCCGUGGGGUUUUCCUCAACGACCAACCACCAGCGAUUUGAGCAGACGACCACGGGUGCCUGUGUGGAUCCGAGCCAUCGUGUUCCUCAUGCAACCGUUUAACCCUCUAGCUAUCCUCCGGGCAGCAGGACCAUGGGGUCCUUCUCUAAUUCAGCGGAUCAGACCUGAUAUGAAAGACAAGUUUAAAGAUUUAGAUGAAGGCGCUUUAUAUGAUUAUAUCUAUCACUGUAAUGCUCAGGAGCCAAGCGGUGAAAGUGCAUUUAGAGCACUGACGGUCUGCGUCGGCUGGGCAAAGAACCCGAUGCUGCAGCGAAUACAGGAAAUCGACAGCAGAAUUCCAAUAACAAUGAUUUAUGGGUCUCGGUCGUGGGUAGACAGUGAGAGCGGAUGGGCUGUGAAGGACCUGAGAAAAGAUUCAGUCGUCGAUGUACACGUGGUGAAGGGUUCUGGACACCACGUCUACUCAGAGCAAGCGAGCGAGUUCAAUACACUCGUGAGGCGCGCGUGUGACUUCGCCGACUCGCUAGCGCGACAGGAGGAGGAGGCGGGCGAGGCGCUGCGUCUCGACGGAGACGACGAGGCGUCGACGCGAGAGACGCUCGCUCGCAGCGUGAGCGUGCUCACGAUGAAGGACAACCCACCGCGAGUCGGCGUCGUCCUCGACUAGCGCGAGCGAUCGUCACGGCGAUGAUCCGCACGUUGGCAUUCCUUGUCCCCCGCCUGCUGUCGAGUCUCUUGCGUUUCGGUCAUCGCCUGAACAGAAAGGCGGCCGAAUGUGUUAAGUUGUGCAAAUUUUAUUUUCUGUUAUCUGAACGUUAAUCUUAGUUCAUAGUAAUUUUACUAUUGGGUUUGAGCCAAAUGACACAUGGUAAUGGUAUUACAACCAAAAUGGGUAACGGUUACUUUUGCCAGUUUCUGCCGAAUGCUAUGAAUUAAUGACUAAAUCCAAAGUUGUGGAUCUAUUUACUAAGUACAUUCAAGUUCUAGUUUGAUUUUUGAAGUAUUAUAGGAAUAUAGGUUGAUGAGAGCACUAAUUAUAUUAUAUAAUGAGUAGUGCACAGGUUAAAUGUCUUUGAAUCUGCCGGAUAUGGUUUAUGUGUAUCCCUUUACAAUAUUCAUCGCUAAACAUGUUUGCAAGAUAUUCUACUUUCUACUGACACAGGUUGGCUUAUUUAUUCAAUGUACUGUUGGGUAUCUAGUUGCUGUCACCCAACAGACUUCUACCAGAAAUCAACUUUAUUGAAUAUGAAAAGCAGGGUUUAACAGACAUAUUAUAUGAAAUGGGGGUAUUCACUAAAUUAAAUAUAUAAACUGUUUACGUAUAUUGAGCUAUGUCAGCAAUGUUUAAUGCAGGGUGUGAGAAUAUUCCUUUCUUACACAACCGGUCCGUGAUGACACGUCACAGUUUUAACACAACAUUUUGACCACUAAGUGUUAUUUUUGUAGUAAAAAUAUUUUUAAUUCUUGUGCCUGGAUAUGGUGUUUUUAAGUUGGAUUUGGCAAGCAGUAGCGCCAAUUUUCUAUACAGGUAUUGUCUCCCAUAAUUCUUGUUACAACACUAGCUAAAAAGAUAUUAUAUGGCAAAGGAAAAUGUAUUUAUUAUAAUGUUUAACGACUAAGGUUAUCUCUUAUAUAGACCUCUUUGUGCAGCAUAGUGGUCGUGUAAUCACGAUAUAUUAGCUCUAAGCAAGUAUUUAAAUUAUGAACAGCCAAUUCUUGGUGUUAUCAGUGCCUUUAUGAUAGUCAUACGCACUGGCUUGAUUUCCAAGUAAUCUGAUACAAAAAUGUCAACUUAUAAUACGACACGUCUUGACAUGGUAUUUGUAAAAUAGUACCACGAUCCUUGCAUAUGUCAUUUUAUGCAACAGUUUUAAGCAAAUCAAAACGUGCGUCACCGAAGGUGUUAAUAUUAGUAAACGUGAUGUAUGCCGUUUAGUUAUUGCCAGUGCCUUUAUAUGGCGUUAGUGAAAACGAACACGUGAUGUGUUCUAAAUCUGCUGCGAUUUAUUUUGGUUUGGGGAAUCAUCAUAAAACUGAAUAGUCUGCCGUGCAAACUUUAAUAUUGAACUUUAGAAUUGUGAUUGUUAAUAAUUGUAAAUAUGGGUAGAAAAUUUUUACAUAGCUGUUGUAAAGUAAUUAAUUUAUUGAAAUAAAAGAUAUACUUAUAUUCCCCAGA
Messenger RNA from Priapulus caudatus, 2218 nucleotides. Its product is annotated as abhydrolase domain-containing protein 4-like. The record is from RefSeq and is a predicted model, not a curated record. The transcript is spliced from 4 exons. The coding region runs from base 131 to 709 and encodes 192 amino acids. Lineage: Eukaryota; Metazoa; Priapulida; Priapulimorpha; Priapulimorphida; Priapulidae.